UUAUUUAAUUUGCUUAUGGCCAACAAAUCUCAUUUCCUCCUCCUUUUCCACUUAUCUCUUCGGCGUGGCCUUCCAUGAACGUCGUCGUGAGUGGACUACAUGCCGGGCGCAAAAAUGAGAAAGAAAUCUAAUACUCCAAGGAGAUUAAACCCCUUACCUCAACAGCAUUCAAUGCCUAAUUCCUCUCCUUUUCUUCUCCAUUAUAGAAAGAUCUCUCUCCUUGUAGUAUUUGUCCUAGUUGUUUGUUUCAUACUUUUGUUGAACAAGUCGUUGCGAAAAGAAUCUGAUUUUCGAUCCGAUGUUCCGUCCAAUCAGCUUUACACUGUCGAAGUCGUUAAUGAGUUCCCUCACGAUCCUGAAGCGUUCACACAGGGACUACUGUAUGCAGAUAAUGACACCCUAUUUGAGUCUACUGGGAUGAAUGGGGCUUCAUCUGUUCGUAAAGUCACUCUGCAGACUGGCAAGGUUAAGGCUAUUCAGAGAAUGCCGUACUCUGACUUUGGGGAGGGCUUAACUCUUCUUGGUGAUAGGCUGAUUCAAGUAACUUGGCAGCAGAGUACGGGUUACAUAUAUGAUCGGCAUAAUCUGAGCAAAUUUAAGAAGUUUCACCAUGGUAUGCCCGAUGGUUGGGGAUUGGCAACUGAUGGGAAACUCCUUUUUGGAAGUGAUGGAUCUUCUACACUGUAUCAUAUUGAUCCUCAAACUAUGAAAGUAGUUAAAAAACAAACCGUAAGUUAUCAAGGUGAUGAAGUACACAGACUCAAUGAACUAGAGCAUGUCUAUGACGAAGUUUGGGCAAAUGUUUGGAUGACUGACUGUAUAGCUAGAAUAUCACACAGAGAUGGUUCAGUUCUUGGCUGGAUUCUCCUAAACAAUUUGAGAGAAGGAUUGCUACACAAUCUGAAGAAGAAAAUUGAUGUCCUGAAUGGCAUAGCAUGGGAUAGGGAUGGUGACCGUCUUUUUGUCACAGGCAAAUGGUGGCCGAAGCUUUAUGAGAUUAAGUUGCACCCCUUGAAGACACCAUUCAACGGAGACAUCAAGCAGAUGUGCAUGCCCCCAGCAUUUCCAUUUUCAUGAUCCUUGCAGGGGAUUUUCUUUUGCAAAUUCUAAAUUAUUCUGUUAGUACAAUUUUUGGGUCUAGAUAGAUCUGGAGAGAGAACCACAUGCAGAUUCUGGGGAUGUACUUCUACACACAGAUUUUUGUAUAUGUACUUCCUUUCUGUAGGUUCUUUUACCUAGGUUCAUGCCCAGAAAAGAAGAAAAUUGUAGAUAAGACUCAAUUAUUAUGAUCUCAAGUAGAAACCAAAUAUGACAGUUUAUAGCUGGCUACUGUUCUACUUUUCGAAAACAUAAUUAAAGGCAAAAUGGCUUGAUGGACCUUUGUACUA
This is a messenger RNA of Capsicum annuum, 1388 nucleotides long. Its product is annotated as glutaminyl-peptide cyclotransferase. The transcript is spliced from 11 exons. Bases 100 to 1077 code for a protein of 325 amino acids. The record is from RefSeq and is a predicted model, not a curated record. Gene Ontology annotation, molecular function: glutaminyl-peptide cyclotransferase activity. NCBI's taxonomy places the organism in Eukaryota, Viridiplantae, Streptophyta, Magnoliopsida, Solanales, Solanaceae.